UAUGAUGUGAUCACGUGGGCGCUGUGGCACCAACACAGGGUGAAGAAAGAGGAAAUGGCGAUGCUUGGAGGCUUUAGCGCUACACAACACAAGAAAAACAUCUCUGACACCAACAGCGACGUGUCAGAAUUUCUCUGUCCAGUUUGUCUCGAAAUAUUCGACAGUCCCGUUACAACACAAUGCGGCCACACGUUCUGCCAGAAUUGUUUGCAGGAAUGUUUGCGUCCACAGAAACCUGUGUGUGCUGUAUGUCGGGCUACUCUUGGCCAUUGCACUAAAGCUGUGGAGUUGGAGGCCCUGAUCCAAUCAUCUGUGGCAGCUUGCAAAGGAUGUGGAACUCAGGUUGGCCUUUCUCAGAUGCGAAGCCACACUGCAGCUUGUCUAAAAUACCAGGAAUACAUUGAGGAAGGUGUGAGGACGACUGCCCAGAGCCAGCCUGCUAUCAUCAGUCCAGUGCCAAACCGUUACACGUUUACCUGCCCUUACUGCAACUGCCAGAACCUUGAUCAGGAUGGCCUGGUUGAACACUGCACUACCCAGCAUGCUCGUGAUGCACGCCAAGUGGUUUGCCCCAUCUGUGCCUCCAUGCCAUGGGGGGAUCCAAACUACAGGAGUACUGACUUUUUCCAGCACCUGAAGAUUAGACACACUUUUUCAUAUGAUACCUUUGUUGAUUACUCUACAGAUGAGCACACAAUGAUCCAGGAGGCUCUACAACGCUCCCUUUUGGACAACUGAAGUGUGAAGAACAAUCCGGGGUUGGGGGGACCGGUGAAGGAAGAGGAGAUGGCAAUGUGAUGUCUUGAGAAGACAUAACAAUACACGUGUAUCCUCAUUUAUUAUUCACAAAGCUGGUGAUACUUGCAGAUCAGUUUCACAAGAGAUUGUACCCAUGACAUUAGAAGUUUAUUUUGGCAUUAAUAAACCACACGACACAGUGUCUAAUUUACGUGUGAUACUGUGUUGUAGAUGAUAAUCUACUAUCUUCCUCCCCAGUCAGCCUGUUGAAUAUUUACAAUCCAGUUGAGCUGUUCACUACUGAACAACAGUGUGGCAAAGCGUCCAUGCUACAAAUCAAAUCCCCGAUACUUGUAAUAAGAGGGUACGGUUGCCAGCAAACUUCACCCAAGAAGUCAAGCCAUGUUAGUAACUGAUAGGAAUUUACUGACUUGACUCAAAAGGGACAUAUAUUUGUUAUUUUCCUAUUUUAUUUACAGUUCUGUUUUUAACACUUUGGUGUAUUGUGUGUGUGUAUGUGUGUGUUCUCUGGGUUCUUGAAUAUCUACUAAAACGAUAAUAAUAGGACGGUAAAACAAACCCAGAGGUGUUUUGAAUGUUUCUCCCCUAUCAGUGUGCUUGAUCGCAGGUCUGGUUCCAAAACCAAUAGAGCUGAUGGUUCACUCAACAAACUAAUGCAAAUAGAGUACCAUUCCUUAGGCUGUUACAUACAGUAAAGCAGCCACUUGAGUGAUGUUCAUGUGGAGAAUUGAUUUGCAUGUGUUUGUCCACUUGAGGGCAGUAGCGUCCCACCCCUGCCAGCAGCAGUUGAGGGUGUUCAAUGGUUCAAUGUAUUACUUUUAUUACAAUAUAAAUAGAUAAAUACAUGUACAAGUUAGAAUUGCAGAAUAACCACAGCUUUACGUGUAGACACUUUGUCACAUCAGAUAAAAUGUAUCAUACUGUGUAUGUUUGUUUCGUCAUGUUCACCACCUUGGUUGAUCGACUUAAGACUUUAAUCACUGCUGACUAUCCUGGAAAAUUAAAAACAAACCCAAAAAAUGCCAGUCGUGUGCUUCCUAAAGCACAUUGUUUUUUUUCUGUGAUAAAAGCCCAUUGUUGCAUACA
Messenger RNA from Dunckerocampus dactyliophorus (ringed pipefish), 1845 nucleotides. RefSeq names its product ring finger protein 114 (gene rnf114). Gene Ontology annotation, biological process: ubiquitin-dependent protein catabolic process; protein polyubiquitination. Bases 55 to 738 code for a protein of 227 amino acids. The record is from RefSeq and is a predicted model, not a curated record. Gene Ontology annotation, molecular function: ubiquitin protein ligase activity. NCBI's taxonomy places the organism in Eukaryota, Metazoa, Chordata, Actinopteri, Syngnathiformes, Syngnathidae. The transcript has 6 exons.